GCAAAACUACUUCUGCUAAGGGCCAAAUUUUAUAUGGCACAUGGACUCCUAUGACAAACUGAAACCAUUUGGAAUUUGUAUCAAUGGGGCUAUUGAUGGUUUUUCAAGGAAAAUAAUGUGGCUCAAUGCCUACAUAACAAGUAGUGAGCCGAAGUUGAUUGGAGGUUACUACAUCGACGUUGUGCGCCGUUUGGGGGGUUGUCCUCGAAUCGUUCGAGCUGAUCUUGGGACUGAAAAUGGUCACGUUAAAGGCUUUCAGCGUUUCCUCGUGCCAAUACCGCCAGGCAACACUCUUGACAGUUACUUGGAUGGAGCCAGCACCGCCAAUCAAAGAAUUGAAUAUUGGUGGCGGUUUCUUCGCAGCCAUUGCAUGGAGUUCUGGUUAUCCCUCUUCACAGACCUCAGAGACAAUGGCUUCUUUGAUGGUGGAUUUCAGGACAAAAACAUCCUACAAUUUUGUUGCAUGGGACUUAUUCAGGAUGAGUUGGAUGACACGGCCCUAGUUUGGAACAGCCAUCUCAUCAGGCCCUCAAAGAACAUGAAUGUCCCCAGUGGUCGGCCCAACGUGAUGUAUAUGUUACCUGAACUUUAUGGUACAAGGGACUUCCUCUCCCCGGUUGACAAUGAACAAGUUCAACUGUGCAAAAGCCAGUGUGUCUUUCGUUUGACCAUGCCUUGUGAUCCAGAUGUAUUUGGAUUGUGUGCUUUUUUUAAUGGCCCAGUCCGAUCUAAUGCCACCAAAAGAUCCAUUUCAGGCUGUGAACUUGUAUUUACACCUCAGAGAGGCCCUCACCGCUACUCUUUAAGAUAAGAGAAGAAAACCUUUAUUAGUCUCGCAAUGGAGAAAUUCCCAAUUCACAGCAGCAAAUUUAUGAAAGGAAGAAUAUAAAAUAUACAAAAUAUAGGAGCUGCUGGAAAGGCAGCCACUCUCACGGCGCCAUUUUGAAGUCAAAAUAACACAACACAUAGGACAGACAGCCGUGCAAUCUUCACCAAUUUUCUGCAUACACUUUAUAAAUUACAGCAAUCUAUGUAUUGCUUGGUGUUUGGACCAAACUAUAUUACGGCUCCUCAACUGGUGUGAGAAGUAACAUUUACUGACGCCUGAAUUUGACCAUUGUCAUUUCUUUUAUCACUUCACCUUCAAAGGAUAAUUGAAACACUUUUGAUGACAAAUAAUAUAUACCCAUCAUAAUUAAAAGCAUUGUUUAUCUGCUGUUUUUCUACCUGUACAGUAUUAGGACAACAUAUUUGAUCUACAAUAUAAAAUGUUUGUCUGUCAAAGCAUUAUUGGUGUAAAUAAACAUUCUUUCUUGGUUGCUGA
This is a messenger RNA of Hippocampus zosterae (dwarf seahorse), 1324 nucleotides long. RefSeq lists its product as uncharacterized. Bases 41 to 811 code for a protein of 256 amino acids. The record is from RefSeq and is a predicted model, not a curated record. The transcript is spliced from 2 exons. NCBI's taxonomy places the organism in Eukaryota, Metazoa, Chordata, Actinopteri, Syngnathiformes, Syngnathidae.